GGACCCUAGGAGGGACCCGGUUCCUGCCGGGGCUCCUCCCUCCUCCGGCUCCCAGCCUGCCCCCAGCCCCGACCCGGCCCUGCCGGGCCCCAGGUUGCUUUCUUUAAGACACGAAAGCCUGGCUCCCCGCCCUGCUCUGAGACGGCUGGGCGGGACCACGGGCAAAACUCUCUCGUUGCCCUGACUGGCUGCAGAUCGCAGGGCACCCCGUCUACUGCCUACCCAGCAGGGGGGCUCCAGGAAGCCCAGGGCAAGCCCUGACCGGUCGUUGGAGGGGUGGAGAGGUUAAUCAGUGACAAAGGAAAGAGCUCAAGCUCUGGGCUGGGGUGGCCUGAACCCUUCCUCCAAACGGCUCCUGGAUGGGCAGCGCUUAGGAGAUUUGGGACCAUGAAAUCUGCUGUGAAGUUGCUGGUCCUGCUGUCCUGCCUGGGAGUAUCUGCCCAGCUCUGUGAAAUCCCCCCUGCAGACAGCCUCCUGGUAGGGAGGGUCACCCGGCAGCUCCUGGCAUGGAUGGCCCGGCGCUCCCCUGAGGAGCUGAACCCCAGCAUCUACGUGGGGCUCCGUCUCUCCAACCAGCCAAGCCAGCACCAAGACGAUCUCUAUCUGAACAGCCUCAUGAUUCAUUACCAGCAGAGCUUCACCAGCCUUGCCCUGGACCACCCACCCAAGCCCUCCAUGGGCCAGCUGGCCCUCUACCUGCUGGCCGUGAGAGGUGGCUGUAAGGACAUUGACACCAGGAAAGGAAACGUGCUGGUCACCCAACUCAAGCAUUACCUGGAGGAAGAGAAGCAUCGGAUAGGGCAUGAGCACAUGGGCCGACCUCUGACCAGCUAUUACCAGUACAGCCUGUCCAUCCUGGCACUGUGCAUCCACAACAAAAAGGUGCCCGGGCACGUGGUGGAGAAGCUGCUGUACGCCACCGAGAACGACCUCUUCCUCCAUGGGAACCAGUACUCUGUGGACACAGCAGCGAUGGCAAGUCUGGCCUUCUCCUGCCUGCAGGCCUCUGGCCUCAACCCAGGCCUGGCCUCUUGGAUCUCCAGGGCCUCAGAGCAUGUGAGGGACAAAAUUCUUGGAGAAGAAACCUCAGAAGGUUACUUUGGAAACAUAUACAGCAGCCCUCUGGCCCUACAGGCCCUAAUGGAAGCCCCUUCGCCAGUGUCUGAGGUAGCCUGCUUCCAGGCCGGGGCUGCUCUUCUGAAGGGUCUCCAGGAGGGGGCCUUCCAGAACCCCAUCCUCUUGUCCCAGCUGCUGCCCAUCCUGCACCAAAGGACCUACCUCAGCCUCAUGCAGCUGGACUGUAAUGACAAAAGAGGUCCCCUGGAAGCAGAUCUCAUCACGCAGAUCCCAUUGACUCAGGAGCCACGGAACAUCAGGGUCCAGCUGAAAGUCCGAGCAGAGCCCCAGCUCAUGUUCCUUCAUGAUGGGCAGUACUCUGUUCCCGAGGGGGCCACACUAGAGGAUGUCCUGAGCAAGGCCCAGGAGGAGAGCUGGUUUACGUACGAGACUCAGACCACCCUGUCCGGUCCCUUCCUAACCGCGGUGAUGGGCAUACGCCCCGGAGAACGGCAGUACUGGCAGCUCCUCCGUGCCCCAGACACACCCCUGAUGCAAGGUAUUGCCAACUAUAGGCCCCAGGACGGGGAGACCAUUCUUCUGAGCCUGGCCAACAGUUAGAGAGGGUUGCUCCGUCAUCCCCAGGCUCCAUCAUCCAGAGACCUAGCCACUCCCUUUGGCUUCUGCUACCUUCUGCUCAGGAGAGAGUAAGGAGGGAGGGACCUUUCUCAGGGCUCCCUACAGUCCUCCCCCAGCCAGCUAAGGGCGGGUGAUGUCAAAUCCUGACCUUGGACAGUGACCACAGAAGGCCCUCCCCUCUGCAAAGGAAGCAGGAAUCACCCCCCCCCAGGCCUUUUGCCUGGCUCUCCCUCUGUCCCUUCAACCCCUCCAGAACCAGAGCCACCUGGUACCUCCCAUCUGGAGGCCUCAGUGCGCCUGGGCCGCUGCCCUGCCAACUUCCCACAUUCUGUGGCACUGGGGGGUUCGUUCACCAGGUGGAGAAUCUGAUGAGAAUCACAUCCUCCAUGCUACUGCAGAGGAAACAGAGAGCAAACAAACAAGGAAGGGUCACCCAGAGUAGGCCAGGGAGAUGAUCAGGACCUGAACUCUGGUCUUUAGAUUCUCUGCUGACUGUUCUGGAAUGCACAUCUUAUAGCCCCUACUUCACAGAACAGGAAACUGAGGGCCCCAGAGAAGAACCAAUUUGCCCAGGGUUCCUGGGUGAUGUUUUCUGCCAAGGUUCCUGGGCAGAUUUCCCAGGGUUCCUUGGAAGCGUCUGAGUCAAGAUUCAAACCCAAGGCCCCUUCCCCAGUGUGGGCCUUUCAGCAGUCUGCAGAGCUGGUGGAACAGUGUGGUACAGUAAGAAAAAAGCACUGGCUUGGGAGUCAGAAGACCCGGGUUCAAAUUCUGACUCUGAUUACCCAGCGGCAAUCUUGGGCAAAUCACUUAAUCUUGCUGAGCCUUGGUUUUCUGUCCUGUAAAGUGGAGGCAUUAAACCUCCAAGAUCCCUUCUGUCUCUAAAUCUGUGAGCCAAUUGUGAUUUUUUUUUUUUUUAGUGAGGCAAUUGGGGUUAAGUGACUUGCCCAGGGUCACACAGCUAGUAAGUGUUAAGUGUCUGAGGCCGGAUUUGAAGUCAGGUACUCCUGAUUCCAGGGGCGGUGCUCUAUCUGCACCAUCUAGCUGCCCCAGCCAAUUGUGAUUUAAAGCCCUCUUGACCCUUCCUACGCCUUCUGGGAUCCCCAAGAACCUCUGGAUCUCAGAUUGGGGGGCCCACAUGGCCUGGCCUGUCUCCCCUCCCCACCCCCAUGUCCAUCCUCUUACUGGAUUCCACACUACGUCCCCUGCACUGAAUGAGGACUGCACCCACUCAGCUUUGGCCUCUCACUUGCUACCAAGCACCUGUCUCCCUUUGCAGUGGAUUUUGGUCUCUGGUUUUAUCAACAACGAUUAAAUCGAUGCUGUUUAA
Molecule: messenger RNA, 3022 nt
Organism: Dromiciops gliroides (monito del monte)
Lineage: Eukaryota; Metazoa; Chordata; Mammalia; Microbiotheria; Microbiotheriidae
Gene: TCN2
Product: transcobalamin 2
Exons: 10
Coding region: 388-1677 (429 amino acids)
Biological process (GO): cobalamin transport
Molecular function (GO): cobalamin binding
Source: RefSeq, a predicted model, not a curated record